AUGGAGCUCUCAAACUCUCCCGAGAGCAAGCAGUCGGCCGCGAGCCAAGUCUGGGGCAUCGGACACCUGCGCGAGGCGAUUCUCGACGACUGCGCCGAGCUGUUCACCUCUCCUGUUCAGAAAUCUCAGUUCUUCCGGCGAUGUAUCAGCAGACUCGACAAGGCUUCCGUUCGCGAGUGCGCUCGGCAUACCCAUGCGUCCGCCACCCUCGACCAGUUCCCAUGGGACUGCCCCGACAGCGACCGGCUGCGCUGGUAUGCGAUGGGUGUUAAACGGCUGAACGUUGGGGGCGCACUUCCCAUGUGCCAUGACUGGACGCUAGCGGCGCUCCUGAAGCAGUUUCCCAACAUGGACGAGGUCGACUUCCCGACGGACCGAAAGUAUCACAGACACACGACGCUUUACCGCCUUGGACACUCCGAAUGCUGUGUGCCCGGCGUGCACAACUUCAUCACGAGGAUUUCGAUCAGUCCCGCAAACCUGCCGCGGGACAUGUUCUUCGCCCCUUCCCAGGAUGAACUCGCGCACGCGCACCACUACGAUGUCAUCGUGACACCGGACGUGUUCGACAUGGAUACGUUCGUGGCUGGCAACAUGCCGGAUACCAACAUCAUGCGCGUUCUGGCCAAUUGGGAGCUGCCACCGAUUCUGGACCAGCCGAUCCGCUGGCUUAGCUUCGAGACGUCAGACGGCAUGAUGGACGCCAACCUCUGGAUCAACGUGUUCCGCGUCCGCAAGCACCACAACAUCCCCAUCCUUGGUAUCGAUACGGGUUCCACGCCGCAGUACGUUAAUUACUUCAAUGUCCUGAGCGGGGCCGUGGGUAGUGAUCUGCGAUGGGUGCGGCUCCAUGAGGUAGAGAUGGACCUCGGCGCCGUGUUCGACGUCUUCACGGCUGAGACUUACCCGAAUCUUGAGAAGAUGGAGGUGUUCAUCGAGCCGGGAGGAGACUUCGGCGAGCCGUUCACCCAGCCGAUCCCGCCAAACUUGAAGAAGAUCCGCAUCGAGCUCUCGGUGUACACCUUCACGCUGAACCAGCCCGAGAGCAGAGGACUGUUCCCUGAGGACAGGCUGCCGUUAAAGACGUUGCGCCGCUUGAAGGAGGAGACUGGGCCGGACUCGGAGAUCACGGUGCGCGUCAUCACCAACUAUGGGACCGAAGGGCCAAAGCUGCAGGCAUUGGUAAACGAGGCUGUGGCGUAG
This is a messenger RNA of Trichosporon asahii var. asahii CBS 2479, 1203 nucleotides long. RefSeq lists its product as uncharacterized. Lineage: Eukaryota; Fungi; Basidiomycota; Tremellomycetes; Trichosporonales; Trichosporonaceae. The coding region runs from base 1 to 1203 and encodes 400 amino acids. The record is from RefSeq and is a predicted model, not a curated record. The transcript is spliced from 2 exons.